This is a messenger RNA of Pipistrellus kuhlii (Kuhl's pipistrelle), 6095 nucleotides long. It is a transcript of the gene FMN2, whose product is annotated as formin 2. Gene Ontology annotation, molecular function: microtubule binding. The transcript is spliced from 19 exons. The record is from RefSeq and is a predicted model, not a curated record. Gene Ontology annotation, biological process: intracellular transport; actin nucleation. Gene Ontology annotation, cellular component: endoplasmic reticulum membrane; actin filament; nucleus. The coding region runs from base 55 to 4629 and encodes 1524 amino acids. Lineage: Eukaryota; Metazoa; Chordata; Mammalia; Chiroptera; Vespertilionidae.
CCCGCCGGGCCGGCGCCCGGGCGGCCGCGAUGGCCUGAGCGCCCGGGGCGCGCCAUGGGGAACCAGGACGCGAAGCUGCGGCGCGGCGCGGGGGACGAGGAUGGCGGCGCGGAGCCGGCGGCGGCGGCGGGGCCCCGGGGCGCGGACGCCGCCCGGAAGGGGGGCGGCGGCGGCGGCGGCGGCGGGAGCAAGAAGGCCUCGAACCGGCACCGGGGCGGCGGCGAGCCGGGCAGGAGGAAGGGCAAGGCGGACUCGCGGGGCUCCGUGUUCUCCAACCUCCGGAUCCGCAGGACCGCGGCCAAGGCCAAGGGCGCGGGCGGCCCCCGCGAGGACGAGGCGGGCGCGCAGGCCCCGCCGCCGGGCGCCGGGCUGGACAGCGCCCCGGGCCGCGCGGCGCGGACGCCGGAGCGCAGCCUCUCGGCCGAGGACACCGGGCUGUCGGACGCCGAGGGCGCGGACCCGUUCUUGGUGACCCGGGCCCGGGGCGCCGGAGCCGGGCGCCGGGAGGAUGGGGCCGCGGCGGCCGCGGAGGAUGGGGACGCGGCGGCGGCCGCCGGGGCGCAGGACGGACAAAGGACCAGCUCGGGCUCGGACACGGACCUCUACAGCUUCCACUCGGCCGCGGCGGAGCAGGAGGACCUGCUCUCCGACAUCCAGCAGGCCCUCCGCCUGCAGCAGCCGCAGCUCCAGCUCCCGGGCGCGCCGGGCUCCGAGGGCCUCCCUCCCGCCGCCGCCGCCUCCAUCUCCCCGGAGGAGCCCGGCGCCUUCCUGGGCCUGGACCGCUUCCUGCGGGGCCCGGGCGGGGGCGCUGGCGGGGGCCCCGGCGGCCCGGAGGCGCCCCUGGACCUGUCCCCGGCGCCCCUGGGGCCCCCGGGACCCCUCCAGCCUCCACCGGGGGCUCCGGCCUCGGCCUCUCCGGCGCCCCCCACCGCCUUCCCGGUCCCCGAGGCCGCGAGGGACACGGAUGAGGACGCCGAGGAAGAGGAGGAGGAGGAGGAGGUGGAGGAGGUGGAGGAGGAGGAGGAGGAUGCUUUCGAGGAUGCUUCCAGGGGCUCCCCGGGCGAGGAGGGGGGCCCGGCGGCGGCGGGAGAGGCCCCGCGGGGACCCGGCAGCGCGCAGCUCCGGGAGGAGGAGGCGGCGGAGGAGGAGGGGGUCCCAGGACCCGGCCCCCCAUCCCGCAGCUCCCCGCCCGGCAGCCCCGCGCCCCGCAAGCCCUUCCCGCCCGUCGCGCCGUCCCCCUACGUCCGCACCACCACGCGGCAGCUCAGCUCGCCCGGCCCCUCGCCGUCCGGGUCCCCCGCCCAGAGCCCCCGCAUUCAGAGGCGGCGGGAGGCCCCCCGGAGCCGCGGGGCCCGGGCCGCCCCGGCCAGGACGCACGGAGACUGGACGGAGGAGCCGGACGGCCCCGCGCACCCGCCGGAGCGCGCGGAGGCGGCGGAUGGAGAGGCGCCUCCCCCGCGGGCGGCCCCGGGGAACGGGGUGUCUGGGGCGCAGGCGGCCGCCGACGGCUUCCAGGACGUGUUCACGGGGCGGACGCUGCUGGAGAAGCUGUUCAGCCAGCAGGACAACGGGCCCCCCGAGGAGGCAGAGAAGUUCUGCUCCCGGAUCAUCGCCAUGGGCCUCCUCCUGCCCUUCAGCGACUGCUUCCGGGAGCCGUGCCAGCAGAGCGCCCCGUCCAGUUCAGCUCCGUUUGAUCAAGACCAGCUGUACACCUGGGCCGCCGUUAGCCAGCCCACACACUCCCUGGACUACACGGAAGGGCGGUUUCCCCGGAGAGCCCCGUCUGCGUGGUCGCCCCCCGCCGAUGCCCCCGCCCCCGAGGAGGAGCCCAGGCCCCGGGACGCCGAGCCAGAAUCUCAGCCUGCUGCUUUGGAAACUCUGAAGAAUUGCUCAGAUGCUGUUCAGGAAGUGACAGACCUUGGGUCUGAGGGACAGGCCACUGUGAUCCAGCAGCUGGAGCAGACCAUUGAGGACCUGAGGACCAAGAUCGCGGAGCUGGAGAAGCAGUGCCCGGCCGUGGAUGGGGAGGGGGCCGGCGGCCGCCUCGGGGUUCGGAACGGAGAGGCGCCCUCGGACGGCGCCUGCCCGGCAGUUCUCAGGCCAGAAGGAGAGCACGGCCUGCGCCAGAGGAUCGUACAGGCCAAGUCCAUCCAGACGUCCCCGGUUGAGGAGGGCGGGCCGCCCCCCCUGCCUCCUGCCACGGCACUGCCAGACGGCCCCUCCUGGCCGCCCUCACCUCCUGGACCUCAGACAAAGUUCUGCUCCGAGAUUUCUCUGAUGGUGUCUCCGAGGCAGAUAGUGCAGCUGGAGGGUCAGGGCCCGGCCAGGCCGCAGUCUUCCCAGCCUUCUCUGCAGCCUGCGUUGGACACCAGCCAGGAACAGUCUGUUUGGUCGCCCCCUGGACACGGCCCCGGCCCCACGUCUGGGGUGGGCACAGCGGCACCCUCCCCUCCACCACCCGGUGCACCUCCUUCUAUGCCCAGUACGCUGAUGCUGCCGCCCCCGCCCCCGCCCCCGCCUUUGCCUGGUGAACAAAUACCUCCUCCCCCUCCUCUCCCUGGGGUGGGAAUACCCCCUCCCCCUCCUCUCCCUGGGGUGGGAAUACCCCCUCCCCCUCCUCUCCCCGGGGUGGGAAUACCCCCUCCCCCGCCUCUCCCUGGGGUGGGAAUACCCCCUCCCCCGCCUCUCCCCAGGUUGGGAAUACCCCCUCCCCCUCCUCUCCCCGGGGUGGGAAUACCCCCUCCCCCGCCUCUCCCCGGGGUGGGAAUACCCCCUCCCCCGCCUCUCCCUGGGGUGGGAAUACCCCCUCCCCCUCCUCUCCCUGGGGUGGGAAUACCCCCUCCCCCUCCUCUCCCUGGAGUGGGAAUACCCCCUCCCCCGCCUCUCCCUGGGGUGGGAAUACCCCCUCCCCCUCCUCUCCCUGGGGUGGGGAUACCCCCUCCCCCUCCUCUCCCUGGGGUGGGGAUACCCCCUCCCCCGCCUCUGCCUGGGGUGGGAAUACCCCCUCCCCCGCCUCUGCCUGGGGUAGGAAUACCCCCUCCCCCGCCUCUGCCCGGACCUGGGGUUCCCCCACCUCCUCCUCUGCCAGGCGUGGGUAUCCCACCUGCUCCAGCUCCCCCUCCCAGCCCUGGAACUGGCAUCCCCGCAGCCCCACCACCGCCACCUGCUCUGCCCCCUGGCCCUGGCCCUCCGCCCCCCCCACAGGCCGGGGGAAGCACUUUGCCAAUGCCCCACGCGUGCGGGUUCCUCCCCCCGCCGCUGCCAGCCGGCUGGUUUGGGCUGGGGCUGGGCCAGGACAAAGGGAGCAGGAAGCAGCCCAUAGAGCCCUGCCGGCCCAUGAAGCCUCUGUACUGGACGAGGAUUCAGCUGCACACGAAAAGAGACUCCGGUGCCACACUCAUCUGGGAAAAAAUCGAAGAGCCGUCCAUCGACUGCCACGAGUUCGAGGAGCUGUUCUCCAAAACUGCCGUCAAGGAGCGGAAGAAGCCGAUUUCUGACACCAUCACGAAGACCAAGGCCAAGCAAGUUGUCAAGCUAUUAAGCAACAAAAGGUCGCAAGCGGUUGGGAUAUUAAUGUCUAGCCUUCACUUGGAUAUGAAAGACAUACAACAUGCUGUUGUGAACUUGGACAACUCUGUGGUUGACCUGGAGACCCUUCAAGCCCUUUAUGAGAAUAGAGCACAGUCAGAUGAGCUGGAAAAGAUUGAAAAGCAUGGCCGGUCCUCCAAAGACAAGGAAAGUGCCAAGUCCCUGGACAAGCCUGAACAGUUCCUGUAUGAACUAUCCCUCAUCCCCAACUUCUCCGAGCGAGUCUUCUGCAUCCUCUUCCAGUCCACGUUUUCGGAAAGCAUUGGCUCGAUCCGCCGCAAGCUGGAGUUGCUGCAGAAGUUGUGUGAGACGCUGAAAAACGGGCCCGGCGUCAUGCAGGUGCUGGGCCUGGUCCUGGCCUUUGGCAACUACAUGAACGGCGGCAACAAGACCCGGGGGCAGGCCGAUGGGUUUGGGCUUGACAUUCUCCCGAAGCUGAAGGACGUCAAGAGCAGCGACAAUAGCAGGAGCCUUCUGUCUUAUAUUGUGUCCUAUUAUCUUCGGAAUUUUGAUGAGGACGCCGGGAAGGAGCAGUGCGUUUUCCCGUUACCCGAACCUCAGGACCUGUUCCAGGCCUCGCAGAUGAAGUUUGAGGAUUUCCAGAAAGAUCUCAGGAAACUAAAGAAAGACCUGAAAGCCUGUGAGGUGGAGGCGGGGAAGGUGUACCAGGUGUCCUCCGAGGAGCACAUCCAGCCCUUCAAGGAGAACAUGGAGCAGUUCAUCGUCCAAGCUAAAAUUGACCAAGAGGCAGAAGAGAAUUCACUCACAGAGACUCAUAAAUGGUUCUUAGAGACCACGGCCUAUUUCUUCAUGAAACCGAAGCUUGGAGAGAAGGAGGUGUCCCCGAAUGUUUUCUUCAGCAUCUGGCAUGAGUUCAGCUCGGACUUUAAAGACUUUUGGAAGAAGGAGAACAAACUGAUUCUACAAGAGAGAGUAAAAGAAGCGGAAGAGGUGUGUAGGCAGAAGAAGGGAAAGUCGCUUUAUAAAAUAAAGCCGAGACACGACUCCGGGAUUAAAGCAAAGAUCAGCAUGAAAACCUGAACGAAGAAAAACAGGAUGAACAUGAGUCACCCUCCAGCCACUUACAGAACAUUCCGCCGACCUGGAGGCCAGAAGGGAACACGCCAUCUCCGUCAUUUUCUUCUUGACCCCUCGCAUCACCUCUGUGUUUCCUAGACCGCUGACCGGCGGCUGGCCUUCACUGGACGUCCCUAGGAGAGUGGAAAAGCAGGAGACCAGUGUACACUCUGACACCUUUUCUUUUUGUAAAAGUUGAUGGUGUGACCACCAACCGGCAGAGACGGCAUGUUCGAGGAGGCAGAAUCUGCAUUAAUUCUGAACGUGCUACACCCUUAACCUAAAUUUUACUUUUCUGAGAAUAUUCCUUCUACAGCGAGAGUCCUUCCUACGGAAAACCAGUGCUCCCCAUGACCGCGUGCGGGUGUAUGGUUGAAAUGUCAUUUCUAGUUUCCCACCUACGUCUGUGUUUUCUAUCCUAAGAUUUCAGUACCAUUGAUCUAUCAUCAGGAAGGCUCUCCCCACUCCUCGAGUUGCUCUCCAUGAAUAUAUAUUUGUGAAAAGAGAUGAUCCUAUUUUUGCUGGGAAGAAAAUGAAAAAAAAAAUAUAUAUAGCAGAAGGGAAACCCCUUUCUCAUCAAUCAUUUCAUGUAGGCAGAAAUCGGUGUUUUGGUUAUUUAGGGCUUUUGAUCAGAGUGUCAUUGGAAACCCAACAUGAAGCGAAUCUGUAGCAGAGAGAAGGAAAACUAAACGUGUGCCUCUCCAUCACUUUGCCACGGCCUUUUACAAAGAAAAUAUGACCCAAUAUUUUGGAGGAAUUUAAAUAAAAUUAUCAGACGUGGCUAAUGGUUGGAUCGGCACCGGCCUAGAACUUGUUAGUGAAACACACCUGCUGGAGUACUUGGACAUCCUUGGGACCCUCCCUGUAGGUGAUGGCGGGUGAUUCAAAGCUGUAAAGUGAAUAUGCUAUUCUUCAUGAUUUGAAGGAGCCCAGGAAAGGAUUGUAUUUUAUGUCGGAGGGAACAGAAUAAAUCGAGAACUCCUCGGGAAGUACCUCCAGUCUGCGUAUGAUGCGUUGUGAUGGUUUUGUCUCGCCGGAGCAGGUGUGGUUUGUGAAAAUGAUUUUAAUGGUGUCGGUUGGGGGUUAUGGUUGUAGAGAAAAGAGGAGAGUUUAUGGCUCUUGCAAGCCCAUUGUGGAAAGUGACUUCACAAACAGAGCGUUCUGACGCGCAACUAAGAUGGUAUUUAUGUAAAGUAUGGUCUCCUACCUGAGUUUGUUAAGUGUAGAGAAAGCAUAGUGGGGUGUUUUUUUUUUUUUUGGUUGUCAUUUUGUAGUCUUCCUGUCUCCUUCCCUCUUUCCAAUGUGUAUAUUAAUAUUCUUCCAGGAAAAUAUAGGGCAUUUAACAAAGAUCGCUAUGUGCAAUACUGUAUCUAGUGUUUCUAUUUCAAUUUUUUUAGGAUGUUAAUUUAUAUGAAAAUAAAAUGAGUAAU